AUACCAAAAAUUGUUUUUGAAAAACAAGGUACCUGAAGAAUACGCCUCUGCUCCCCAGUCCUCUGUAUCCGCCAUUAAUGUAGCGAUCUAUCUAUGUAUAUAUUUCAGAUUUGGUUGGUCUUCUUCAGUACUUGAAGAAUACGCAUCUGCUCCCCAGUCCUCUGUAUCCGCCAUUUAUGUAGCGAUCUAUCUAUAUAUAUAUAUAUAUUUCAGAUUUGGUUGGUCUUCUUCAGUUCUUUGGUGGUCCCAGUCUAUGUAAACGAAGCCAAAAGCUAAAGCUGAAGUCGCAAGGAAGAACCUUCAACACUCCAAAGGGAAGAAAAAAAAUGGCGAUUUCGUCGUCGAAGCAAAUUAGCUUCUCCUUCGUCUGAACUUAUGGGUUGCCUCAUAUGGCUUUUACCUCUCCCAAGCCAAAAAAAAAAAAGUUGCAGCAGGAAUGAAUUAGAGGAAGAGAACUUAAUCGAUUGACAAGUUGAAUCAGUAAAAAAGACGAGCAGAGCCAAGGUGAUAUAAUUUGCUGAGGAUUCAUUUAUGAUAAGUAGAAAUUCAGUUUUCUUGGCAGAAGAUUUUGGAGUUCGUUCAGUGUAAACAUCUGCUGCACAGGUUUUGCAAUGUCUUUGCUGUCUAAACUACGCUGUAUCACUGUCGAUGUUACUGGUACACUAAUAGCUUACAAAGGGGAGCUCGGUGACUACUAUUGCAUGGCAGCAAAAUCUGUUGGACUACCUUGCCCUGAUUAUAAGCGUGUGCACGAGGGCUUUAAAUUUGCUUAUACAGAAAUGGCGAGAGAAUAUUCUUGUUUUGGGCAUGCAGCUAAGAUGCCUAACAUUGUCUGGUGGAAGACAUGUGUGAGAAAUUCCUUUGUCAGGGCUGGAUAUGAUUACGACGAAGAGACAUUUGAGAAGGUGUUUCGACGCAUAUAUGCAUCCUUUGGGUCAUCAGCUCCUUACAGUGUCUUCCCUGACUCCCGGCCAUUUCUGAGAUGGGCACGUGAAAAAGGUCUUACAGUUGGCAUCAUUAGCAAUGCUGAAUACCGUUACCAGGACGUGAUACUUCCUGCCUUGGGCUUGAAUCAGGGAUCCGAGUGGGACUUUGGUGUGUUCUCCGGCCUUGAAGGUGUCGAGAAACCAGACCCAAAAAUUUAUCAAAUUGCGCUUGAGAGGGCUGGAAAUAUUGCACCAGAAGAAGCUCUGCAUAUUGGUGACAGUAUGCGCCAAGAUUACGUGCCAGCAAAGAGUGUUGGAAUGCAUGCAUUGCUACUGGACAGAUUUAAGGCUCCUAAUGCCAAGGAGUGGGAAAAAUCUGGUGCAAUUGUCCUUCCUGACUUGGUGGCAGUGCAGGAAUUGCUUAGUUCAGAGAAGUUGACAACAGACUUGUAUACAUCGCUUUGCUGAAGACGCUGAUAUUCGUUUAAUUAUCUCUCUUCCCCUACCUGUCUUACCUACCUUUGAUAUGCAAUACAUGAUGAAACUUUCGCAGAUUCAAGUGUUUUUUUUUUGGGGGGAGAUAAUUGCAUUAGCUUUGUACAAUUGUACUAGCAUUGUUGUUGAUAUUGAGCUGGAAAGUAAUUGAAUCAGAGGAAUUUUUUUCCUUCUUUUGUGAUGCA
Tripterygium wilfordii is the source of this 1606-nucleotide messenger RNA. RefSeq names its product haloacid dehalogenase-like hydrolase domain-containing protein 3. NCBI's taxonomy places the organism in Eukaryota, Viridiplantae, Streptophyta, Magnoliopsida, Celastrales, Celastraceae. The record is from RefSeq and is a predicted model, not a curated record. The transcript has 5 exons. Bases 612 to 1394 code for a protein of 260 amino acids.